UCCAGAGCGCAGUGCAGACUCAGCAUGCACGCUCCACAUGGCUACAAACUCAUGGUCACUUGCUGGACGCGUGGGUCUGAAGAAUGAAUGAACACGACUAAGAUUUCAAAAUCAUGUCAACCACCGAAAACUCCGCAAAUGAAACUCAAAAUCAGGCAGAGAAAAGUGCCUACCCGGCAAACAGUGGAAGUGGAACCACGAAUAUCUCGGACACUAUUGUGCAGGUGGGAGCGACAGUCAAAGCCCCGACACCUUCUGUCAGUUGCCCUGCAAUGCCCGCCUUCAUUUCGAAAGGUACAACGAAAGACCCCGACCCUGCCCAAACCCAGCCACAGAACGCAAAUAAUGGAUCCAGUGCCACCCAGCUUCCGUUGUCCGUGAUGCAUGUUGCACCUACUACCGCCACCGUGACUGUCGCACCUGUCCAGGCAAGCGCUCAACCUGUUACGUCAUCCACAACCAUAAAGUCAGUCGUGAGCAACCUGCCUCCAACGGUGUUCAUGAUAACCACGGGACCGAGACCCAUUUCUCCGGUGGUUGCGGGACCGAGAGUGAGCUCUCCAACGGUGACCAUGAGCGCACAGCCACCAGCGCGCAUGAGCUCUCCUUUGGGACCAGCGGUGACUCGAGUUGCCACCGCGACCCAGGCACCGGGGAAGGCUGCAGUGAUAGCCAUACCAAGACCAACAACUUUUCAGCAACCAGCUGCAUCGAUCAGACCCCCACAGACCACGUCUGUCCAGCUUCCAGCCAACUUUCAAAUCCCGCCAGGCAUGGUGCUCAUCCGUAGUGACAGUGGCCAACUGAUGCUGGUGUCCCAACAAGCUUUGGCUGCAGCCCAGGGCCUCGCAGCCAGAACUCCUGGAACUGGGACCUCCCCUAGCCCUAGGCCACCAACCACACAGGUGUCUGCAGCGACUGUCGUGAGAAAAGCUGAAAAUCCAGGUGUGAUCAGAGUGCCUCCUCCUAGCCCCCAUGUGACCACAGCACAGAGUACACCCUUGCUUAAGGUGGUAGGGGCUGCUCCGACCCCUCCUGCAGGCCAGAUCCCCAGGCCUAUGAUCCGCCCAGUGGCCCCUGUCACAGUCACCCGUUCUCCUGGCCCUGGUCCUCUCAUCAUCCCAACCAAACCCACCAACACCCCCAGGGCCACACCCCCCACCAUCACACCUGAGGUCCUGGAGAAUGUGAAGAAGUGUAAGAACUUCCUGGUGACGCUGAUCAAGCUGGCCUCUAGUGGAACCCACUCUGCUGACAUGGCCAAGAACGUCCGAGAACUUGUCAAGAGCCUGCUGGAUGGGAGACUUGAACCUGAGGAGUUCACUGACCAACUCUACCGUGAGCUCAAGUCUUCUCCCCAGCCCUACCUGGUACCCUUUCUCAAGAAAAGUCUCCCAGCUGUGCGGCAGCUCACCCCCAACCCACAGCUCUUCAUCCAGGAGGUUGACCAACCGAAGCCACAGGCUCCAGCCGCCUCCAAGGCCCCGGCAUCCAAAGCCCCGGCCCCCACUGCAGGCCGCACCCCUACCCUCCUCUCCACCAACUCUAGGCCUACCCACCUCAGCACUGCUAGUGGCCAGUCAAUCAAAUCCACCCAGCUAGUGAUCCAGCAGCCUAGAGGUGUGGUGUAUAAGCCUGCUGUGACAAACCCCGCCCCGGCCCGUACAUACCUGUCUGUUCAGAACAGGAGCCUGGCCAAACCUAUGGUCAUACAGUCAGGACAGCACUACAACACAGGUGCUGUUGUCAGGCGGACUCCUUUCUUGGUCCCGCUGCCUCCAGCCCAGAGACACCCCUUCAAGGACAGUGUUGGUUCUUUCAGGGAGGAGGAUGACAUCAACGAUGUGGCCUCCAUGGCUGGGGUCAACGUGAGCGAGGAGAAUGCGCAUAUCCUAGCAACCAACUCUGGGCUCAUGGGCUCUGUGGAACGAUCCUGUCAGGACAAACCCUUCCUGUCCCCAGCCCCGCUGCUCACACACAUCCUCUACACCAGUGAGAAGUUUGGAUUGUCCGAGGUGGGGUCAGAUGUGGUCAGUCUGGUGUCUCACGCCACACAGGAGCGUCUCAGAGACCUGUUGGAGAAAGUCACAGUGGUGGCACAGCAUCGCAAGAUGGUCCUCAAGGAGGACUACAGUCACGUUCAGACCAGUGACGUGCGUUCCCAGCUCCACUUCUUGGAAGAGCUGGAACGUCUGGAGAAGCAGAGGAGAGACGGCGAGGAGAGGGAGACACUGCUCCGCGUCGCCAGGAGUCGCUGUAACACUGAUGAUCCAGACCAGCAACUACUGAAACAACGGGCCAAAGAGCUCCAGCAGUUGGAGCAGGCUCAGCUGCAGCACAGAGAAGCCAACCUCACUGCCCUGGCUGCCAUCGGACCUCGCAGGAAGAGACCACUGGACUCCAAUGGAAACCAGGUGGGGCCAGGUGGCAUUAUGUCAGUACUACAGAGGGCUGGGGUUCAGAGAAUGACUGGGGUCUCUCUGAGGGACCUACUCUUCUGUCUGGAACAGGACCCUCCUCUACGACACUCUUUCACUCUCUACAAGGGCCUGCUCAGAUAGUUUGUGUGUGUGAGAUACUAUCACUCUCCCCCACCAUUUGUGCCAGAUUCUAUGCCUUACCACUCUUUCAGAUGUUGUAUAUUAUUUUUAUUUUGUUGAUAUUUUUGUUAUGUAUUUUAUUUUCUAACAAUUUGUAGCACAGUCAGUAAUGUAACUGAAUUCUGCUGAUUUAUGCUGAGAAAAGAUUGUAGUCAGGUUGGCAGGACCAAACAUUUUUAUAUUGCACUUUUUGAGAAGGGCAACUCUGUGAGAGAAGAGGUCAGAACAGUAGAAGUCAGCUCUGUGUUACAGCCUAAAGCAGUGACCCUCUGCCCUUAGUGUGAUUCAGAGUGUUCUGUGGUGAGGUCAUUGACUAUUCCUUGUUUUUUCAGUUUCAUGCUACUAAUAUCACAGACAGACAGCCAUUCCUUACUGAUGUUUACAUGGUUGACCUGAUGAUUGUAAACCUGUGACAAUUUAAAAUAAGUUAAUAGCAAACCCUAGUUGAGUGUCGUACGGUGUACUUUUACAGUCUAACAGGGAUUCUUUGUUUAUUUCCACAUUACUCACACGUUUUCAUGAAAAUGUUAUGCUUCAUAAUUGAUACCUUUUUUAGGUUGUCACUUGGAGGGAAAAACAGUGAUCCUUCAGAGAGUGUGUGGAAAUGUGUGUCAGAGUUGUGGAUGUGUUUUUGAGAUUCAUUAUUCCUCUAUUUUUGAAUACAGAAGAUAGGAGCUUUAAGGCACAGAAGUACCUUUUGGCUAUGAAAUACAGAGGGCGGAAAGAAUGAAAUGGAUCAGAAUUCUUUCAGCUGAAAAGACUGCUCACCUCUAACUUAACACUAAGCUAGGCAAACUGACAGUGUGCCAGUUAAAGAAGGAUCUGAUAGUGGAAAUGAAUGCUGACCCUUAAUGUGGAGGUUAGCUACUUAGACUGUUUCAUAUAACUGUGCCAGUUAUAGCAAAUGGUUAGGGAGUAUUUUAAUUCAUGUGAUUUACUGAUUGAUUAGGUGAUUGCUGAAUUAUUGAUUAUCGUCGACAACGUUAACAAGCUCAUAUGUCCCACUGCUUCCUGUUCCUGUCUCAGAUCAAAGACAAGCCCCUCCCUCUGACAGCUUGUCAAAUCCAGGAAGACAAAGGCACUUUAGUGUACUUAAUAUUCAUGCUUUGCUUAUACAUAUUCAUUAACUACUUUCUGCUCAACUCUGAAGCAGGUGGAAUAUUUACCAUGCCACCUAAAAUGAAUGCAAACCUCCCCCUUAACUUUCCGGUUUCAAUUAUACGGUGAUGGUAGGUUUGUCAUCUGAUCUGUGAUUGCUAGAGAAAGACUAGCCUAACUAAAAUUAACAUUUUGUGAAUAUUCUCAUCAUUUACAGUUUCCUGAAUAACUAAUAGACACACACACAUGCAUACUUUUUUUGUAUGAAACAUGUUUUUUUGGUACAGUCAUUCAUUUAUGA
Messenger RNA from Salvelinus fontinalis (brook trout), 3999 nucleotides. RefSeq names its product TAF4B RNA polymerase II, TATA box binding protein (TBP)-associated factor (gene taf4b). Gene Ontology annotation, cellular component: transcription factor TFIID complex. Gene Ontology annotation, molecular function: RNA polymerase II general transcription initiation factor activity; protein heterodimerization activity; DNA binding. The transcript is spliced from 16 exons. The coding region runs from base 114 to 2561 and encodes 815 amino acids. The record is from RefSeq and is a predicted model, not a curated record. Lineage: Eukaryota; Metazoa; Chordata; Actinopteri; Salmoniformes; Salmonidae. Gene Ontology annotation, biological process: transcription initiation at RNA polymerase II promoter; DNA-templated transcription.